ACACAUCAAUGACAUCAUUUACAAGUGUUGUCGUGUGUUUUGUGUUUUGUUGUGUUUGGUUGGUGAGGUUUGAUAAAAAGGAUAUCUUUGGCCAGUUUAAAUACUCAAGCUUGCUUAUAUAUAUUAUCUUUUAACUUCAGAAUGCAUAAAAACAUUUAGGAGGCUUAGUAAAGCGACAGCAUCGUUAAUAUGGUAGCAGAAUAUGUAUUGGCAGAGACAACAGAAGAAAAUGUUUUGUGUUCCAUCCUUGGCUUACAAGAUGAUAUUGCAUGCAGACUUAGGAACUUAAGUGAAGAAAUGAGAAGGCACCGCGUUGAUAAGUAUUUUAUACUGUGUUUCAUAGAGCAACGGGACGAGUCUGAAAAUGUAGAAGACUUACGUGAUACAAAGACACUAAAGUGUGCUUUGCAAAAAAUGGGCUUUACGAAAUAUCGAUCAAAUGUUGUUGCCAAUUGGAUUGCUAAACAGCCUUUUCCUGAACACAUAUCCCUUUUGGCUUGGGCUAAAAUUUACAUAGAAGGAUUGUUCAAGUAUGAUAUACGGUUGAAUCAUAAAGUCCCCAAAUUUCCAUUCAGAGAAAGUGACCUGAAUAAAUGGUUCACAGUAAGUGUUGAUAAUGAAAGAGAUGAUGCUAGUUUUGUGCCUGUUCUUAACACCACAACCAAAGACGAGGCCGUAACUCAGAUAAAUGAUUUGACAUCACAGGUCAAGUCAAAGGAUCCAAAAGGACAACUCUUUUUCCAUGGUACAGACCAUGUAAGUGCCAAGAAUAUUCUGGAUGAUGGAAUCAAGUUAGGGUGUGGUAAAGUUCGUUGUGAUUUUUCUAAUGGAAAGGGAUUUUACUUGGUGAAUGACUUUGAGUAUGCUCUGAAUUGGGCACAAAAAGACAAGGCUGCAGCUGUAAUAUUGUUUAAAAUCACUCAUGAUCAUCUUAAUGGAGUACAAGGUCUUGAUUUAUCAGGUUCUGAACGUCACAAAGACUUAGAAGCUAUAAUCAAAUUCUUCAGGUCUGGUGAACAACAUAGAAAUAAACUUAGUGAAAAACUGAAACAUGAGGUCAAAAGUUGUGAUUACAUUGUUGGUCCAAUAAGCAGGGAUAAUGUGAAAGAUGUACAGCAGAUUUGCAUUAGAAAAGAAGAAAUGGCCGGUAGCAUUGGGGAUAUGUUGUUUAUAGAGGGUGUUGUAUUUUUAAAUGAUUUGGAAGAUAUCUGAUCUUUGAUUGCCAGACAUUGCUAGUUGUGAUAUUUUGGAUGUUGAGUUCUGAAGGCAUUGAUUGUAAUCAGAUUAUAUCAAAGAUAUAUUUUACAUGCACUCAAGAAAGGAAAAAAUUGACAUUUUUUUAGAGUUUAAGAUAGUACAUGAAGACAAUAGUACGAA
Messenger RNA from Dendronephthya gigantea, 1377 nucleotides. RefSeq lists its product as uncharacterized. The coding region runs from base 190 to 1212 and encodes 340 amino acids. Lineage: Eukaryota; Metazoa; Cnidaria; Anthozoa; Malacalcyonacea; Nephtheidae. The record is from RefSeq and is a predicted model, not a curated record. The transcript has a single exon.